Molecule: messenger RNA, 4726 nt
Organism: Cynara cardunculus var. scolymus (artichoke)
Lineage: Eukaryota; Viridiplantae; Streptophyta; Magnoliopsida; Asterales; Asteraceae
Product: myosin-6-like
Exons: 39
Coding region: 362-4726 (1454 amino acids)
Biological process (GO): actin filament organization; vesicle transport along actin filament
Cellular component (GO): vesicle; myosin complex; cytoplasm
Molecular function (GO): ATP binding; actin filament binding; microfilament motor activity
Source: RefSeq, a predicted model, not a curated record
CCGAGACACCGACCAAAAAUUGGGGAUAGAAAAACACGACAGGCUCAGGGGACAAGGAAACUUUGCCGGAGCUUUCUUUCUUUUCAAUAAUUUUGGUCUCAUCACCAUUAUUAGCCUCUUGCAACUUUUCCCAAAUGAUGUUACGCUAUCAUCAUCAUCCCCCUUCCCUCCAUUUCUACUUGUACUCAUAGGAAAAAAGGUUUAAGGCUAUGCAGACUUGGACCUAUUUUGAAAACCAUUAGAUCUUUGUACAUUAUCCAAAUUUCGAAAUAGUGAAUUUGGGAUGGUUUUUUGGCUACCGUGCUGCUUUAAAGAAGGAAAUUUAGGGGUGUGCCGCUCUGCAUAUUGAUUGUACCCCUAGAUGGAGGCUCCAUCCAAAGUAGUAGUUGGAUCACAAGUCUGGUUGGAGGAUCCUGAGGUGGCUUGGAUAGAUGCCGAUGUUUUGGAAAUCAAUGAUCCAAAUAUUAAAGUUAAAUGUUCAAAUGGAAAAGAACUAGUAAUUAAUGCAUCCAAUGUGUACCCUAAAGAUCCUGAGUUUCCUAAAAAUGGAGUGGAUGAUAUGACAAAGCUGGCUUAUCUGCACGAACCGGGGGUUCUACAAAAUUUAAAAAGUCGGUACGAUAAUGAUGAAAUUUAUACUUACACAGGAAAUAUUUUAAUAGCUGUGAACCCUUUUAAAAGAAUACCUCAAUUGUAUGAGAAAGACAUAAUGGCAAAAUACAAAGGGGCGGCUCUUGGGGAAUUGAGUCCACAUCCUUAUGCUAUUGCACAUGCUGCCUACAGGCAGAUGGUUAACGAGGAAAUAAGUCAGUCAAUUCUUGUUAGUGGAGAAAGUGGAGCUGGUAAAACAGAAAGCACAAAGAAUCUUAUGCAGUAUCUUGCGUUUAUGGGAGGUCGGCCUUCAUCUGAGGGGCGACGGAGUGUGGAGCAGCAAGUUUUAGAAUCUAAUCCGGUUCUAGAAGCGUUUGGCAAUGCAAAGACAGUCAGAAACAAUAAUUCAAGUCGUUUCGGUAAGUUCGUUGAGAUCCAGUUUAAUGAACGGGGGAGAAUCUCUGGAGCUGCUAUAAGAACUUAUUUGCUGGAAAGAUCACGUGUCUGUCAAGUUUCUGACCCUGAGAGAAAUUAUCAUUGCUUUUACAUGUUAUGCUCUGCACCACCCGAGGAGUCUGAAAAGUACAAAGUUGGAGAUCCCAAGACGUUUCAUUACCUUAAUCAAUCAAAUUUUUUCAAACUGAAUGGAGUGGAUGAGUCUCAAGAGUACCUUGCCACAAAGAAGGCUAUGGAUGUUGUUGGGAUCAGUUCUGAUGAGCAGGAUGGUAUAUUCCGUGUUGUUGCUGCAAUUCUCCACUUAGGUAACAUUGAAUUUGCCAAGGGGAGUGAACCAGAUUCCUCACAACCUAAGGAUGAUCAAUCUCGAUUUCAUCUAACAACUGCAGCUGAGCUAUUCAUGUGUGAUAAGACGGCUCUUGAAGAUUCUUUUUGCACGCGUGUGAUUGUAACUCGUGGUGAAAGCAUCAAAAAGUGCCUCGAUCCGACUGCUGCAGCUAUCAGUAGGGAUGCAUUUGCCAAAAUAGUUUAUUCAAAAUUAUUUGACUGGCUUGUCAACAAGAUUAACAAUUCCAUUGGUCAAGAUUCCGACUCAAAAUUCUUCAUUGGGGUUCUGGAUAUUUAUGGAUUUGAGAGUUUCAAGACAAACAGUUUCGAGCAGUUUUGCAUUAAUCUAACUAAUGAGAAACUGCAACAACAUUUUAAUCAGCAUGUUUUCAAGAUGGAGCAAGAAGAAUAUACUAGGGAGGAAAUAAACUGGAGUUACAUAAAGUUUGAGGACAAUCAAGACAUUUUAGAUCUCAUUGAAAAGAAACCUGGGGGAAUCCUUGCUCUUCUGGAUGAGGCUUGCAUGUUUCCAAGAUCUACACAUGAAACGUUUGCAGAGAAGCUUUAUCAAACGUUCAAAGAUCAUAAACGUUUUAACAAGCCAAAGCUGGCAAAAACAGAUUUCACCAUUUGUCACUAUGCCGGUGAUGUCACGUAUCAAAGUGAGUUUUUCUUGGAUAAGAACAAGGACUAUGUUGUUGCAGAGCAUCAAGCACUCUUAAAUGCUUCAAAAUGCUCAUUCGUAGCACACUUAUUCCCACCCAUGCCAGAGGAGUCAUCUAAAUCGUCAAAGUUCUCAUCAAUAGGUUCUAUGUUCAAGCAACAACUACAAGCUUUGCUUGAGACUCUCAGUCAUACAGAACCACAUUAUGUUCGUUGCGUCAAACCCAAUAAUCUUUUAAAGCCUGAUAUCUUUGAGAAUCAGAAUAUACUGCAACAACUUCGGUGUGGGGGAGUUAUGGAGGCAAUUAGAAUCAGUACUGCUGGGUUUCCUACUCGUAAAGAGUUUAGGGAAUUUGUAGAGCGCUUCAAAGUCCUUGCACCUGAUGCUGUAAAAAAAUGCAAUGAUGACGUCAGUUGUUCAAAGAUGCUAUUAGAGAAGGCAAAGCUAGAAGGUUAUCAGAUAGGUAAAACAAAAGUGUUUCUCAGAGCUGGUCAAAUGGCCGAGCUUGAUGCUUACAGAACUCAGGUUUUAGGAAGAUCUGCAACCAAAGUCCAGACAAAAUAUCGCUCGCAUUCUACACACAAGAAGUAUAUCUUGUUACAAAAUUCAGCUUUACCACUACAAACUAUUUGUAGAGGGCAAGUCGCACGUAACCGCUUUGAGCAACGAAGGAAAGAAGCAGCGUCUUUGACUAUCCAGAAAUCCGCACGCAUGUUUCUCAGGGUGAAAGCUUACAGGUCGUUAUGCAGUUCAGCUAUUAGAAUCCAGGCUUCAAUUCGUGGGUUGGCUGCAACCAAUAUGUAUCUUCACAAACGGAAAACCGAAGCAGCAAUCAUUUUACAGGCUCAAUGCCGGCAAGAUUUGGUCCGCCUUCCUUAUUUGAGGACAAUCAAAGCCGCACUAAUAACUCAGUCUGUUUAUAGAGGACUAUAUGCACAGGGAGAACUAAAGAAGCGUAGAAUGGCUGCAAAGGAUACUGGUGUUCUUAAAGAUGCCAAAUCUAAACUGGAACAACAAGUCAAAGAACUGACCUGCCAAUUGGAGCAGGAGAGACAAGCGAGGGUUGAUAUGGAGGAGGCUAAGAAUCAGGAAAUUGCAAAGUUACAGUUAUUCUUGAAAGAGAUAACAGAGUAUCCCAUAAAGGAAGAGGGGUCUGCACAGAUAGAAAUUGGGCAACUUCCGGCACCUGAAGAGAUUCCUAUUACUGGCAAUGAGGCGAUUGAUAAGCUUACUGCUGAAAAUGUGAAACUCAAGUACAUGGCUAGUGCACUGCAAAAGAAAUUUGACGAGGCCCACAAACUGUGUGAAGAGAGGUCGCAGCAGGCUAGGGAUGCAGAGUCGAUGGUGAUCGAGUUGAAGACCUCCAUGCAAAGCCUUCAAGAAAAACUUUGCGACAUAGAGACUGAGGAUCUCAUUCUGCGUCAGCAAGUGAUGAUGCAACCAUCUAGUGCAUCUUCUAUGAUGACCAAGGACCAAGAGAAUGGUCAACAAGAACCACAGAGUGCCGGACAAGUGAAGAGAUACAAUAGCAGCUCGAGGGGUUCUAUGAAUGAAAAGCAGAAUGAGCAUGUUGAAGCUCUUCUUGCAGCUGUUAGACAAGAGCUUGGUUUCAGUCAAGGACAACCAGUUGCUACAUAUAUCAUAUACAAAAGCCUUUUACACUGGAAAUGUUUUGAAGCUGAAAAAACAAAUGUGUUUGAUCGUGUUAUUCAGAUGAUCGGUUCAGCAAUAGAGAAAGAGCAUGACAACAAACAUUUGGCUUAUUGGCUCUCGACCACAUCUACAUUGCUAUUUUUGCUGCACAGGAGUUUAUGCCCUGCUCAGAAAUCAUCACAGACACCGUCAUUAUUUGGAAGGAUGACUCAAGGAUUUAAAUCAUCGUCUUUCAGCGAUGUAGUGCGCCAUGUAGAGGCCAAGUACCCAGCUUUGCUUUUUAAGCAACAAUUAACUGCUUAUGUUGAAAAAAUCUAUGCAAUUAUUCGUGACAAUUUGAAGAAGGAUUUGGCGCCACUUCUCUCCUCUUGUAUUGAGGCACCACGAACGCCAAAAGACAACCCUCCUCCAUCUAGUCACUGGGAAAGUAUCAUUGAAUGCCUAAAUGGCAUGCUCAAUAUAUGUAAAGAAUACCAUGUGCCAGCAGUUCUUGUUCAGAAGAUCUUCAUUGAAGCUUUCUCUUACAUCAAUGUGCAGCUUUUCAACAGCCUUCUUAUACAUCAAGAGUGCUGCACAUUCAGAAAUGGGGAAUAUGUGAAAUCUGGGUUAGUUGAGUUGGAGCAGUGGUGUGAUCAGACCACAAGAGAGUAUGUAGGCUCAUCAUUGGAUGAACUUCAACACACGAGCCAAGCAGUUGGAUUUCUGGUUAUACCACAGAAGUCUAAGAUUGGCUACGAUGAACUCACAACUAAGCUAUGCCCUGUUCUAAGCGUUCAACAACAUCAUAGACUUUGCACGCUCUACUCAGACGAUAACAAUAGUGGAAGUGUAACCCCAGAAGUUAUAUCCAACUUGAAAGUCUUAAUGAAGUCUGCUGCUGAUACUGAAAGUAAAGCUUAUUUGCUGAAAGACAAUUCUAGCACUCCUUUCUCAACCGAAGAAAUUAACCACUGCCUUCAUGAGAAGGAUUUUGCAGAUGUAAAACCUAGUGGUGAACUCCUUGAAAAUCCAGCUUUCCAAUUUUUACUGGAGUAG